AUGUUGCGUGUGUAUGCACAUAGCAGGAAAAGAUAAGCCCUAUCUCUGCGCCGUUCUCCGCCGGGCCGUCUUAAACUUUUCGCUCGCUCGCUCGCUCGAAACCACAAGCGCCUGCCUUGAUCCAGAACCAGAUCGGUGGAGAGAGUACAGAGAAAAGAAGAGGCGGCGGCGAUGCAGACGGCGGCGGUGAUGUGGACGGCGGCGGUUGCAGCGGCGGGGCUGAUCUACUGGUUCGUGUGGGUGAUGGGGGCGGCGGAGGUGAAGGGGAAGAGGGCGGUGGAUCUGAAGAUGGGAUCGAUCACGGGGGACAAGGUCCAGGACAAGUACAAGCAGUACUGGUCCUUCUUCCGGCGCCCCAAGGAGACCGCCAUAGCCUCGUCGGAGAAGGUCCCGGCCUUCGUCGACACCUUCUACAACCUGGUAACCGACAUCUACGAGUGGGGCUGGGGACAGAGCUUCCACUUCUCCCCCUCCGUCCCCAGCCACUCCCACCGCGACGCCACCCGCCUCCACGAGGAGCGCGUCGCCGACCUCAUCAGCGCGCGCCCCGGCCAGCGCAUCGUCGACGUCGGCUGCGGCGUCGGCGGGCCCAUGCGCGCCAUCGCCGCCCGUUCCGGCGCCCAUGUCGUCGGCAUCACCAUCAACGAGUACCAGGUCGGCCGUGCCCGCGCCCACAACAAGAAGUCCGCCCUCGACGCCCUCUGCGAGGUCGUCCGCGGCAACUUCCUCCAGAUGCCCUUCCCGGAUUCCUCCUUCGACGGCGCCUACUCCAUCGAGGCCACCUGCCACGCCCCGCGCCUCGAGGACGUCUACGCCGAGAUCCACCGCGUCCUCAAGCCGGGAGCCCUCUACGUCUCCUACGAGUGGGUCACCACCGCGCUCUACCGCGCCGACGACCCGGACCACGUCGAGACCAUCCACGGGAUCGAGCGGGGGGACGCCCUCCCGGGCCUCCGCGCCCACGACGAGAUCGCCGCCAUCGCGCGGAAGGUCGGCUUCGAGGUGCUCGACGAAAGGGACCUCGCCCGGCCCCCGGCGGGGCCGUGGUGGACGCGCCUCAAAAUGGGGCGGAUCGCAUACUGGCGGAACCACCUCCUCGUCUCGGCGCUCGCCUUCCUCCGGAUCGCGCCCAAGGGCGUCGUCGACGUCCACGAGAUGCUCUACGAAACGGCAGGCCACCUCUGCCGCGGCGGCGAGACCGGUAUCUUCACCCCCAUGCAUAUGAUCCUCUGCCGCAAGCCUCUCCUCGCUCCAAAGGCGGAGGACGGGAACCCACAAGAAUCUUCUUCCCAGUCCCGCUAGUUGCAUCCUCUCUGUGGUAUUUCUUUUCUUUAUUUAUUUUGUUUUCGCUUUGCUGUCUGGGACCAUCUAUCUUGUGGUAUUAUGAGAACUAGAAUCACUAAUGGUGAAGGAAUUGGAGGUUAUUUUUUAUUUAUUUU
Messenger RNA from Elaeis guineensis (African oil palm), 1439 nucleotides. NCBI's taxonomy places the organism in Eukaryota, Viridiplantae, Streptophyta, Magnoliopsida, Arecales, Arecaceae. The record is from RefSeq and is a predicted model, not a curated record.